AUGGAACCAGCAAAUCAGGAAAAACAACUUCCUUCACGAGGAUUAAAGCAAGUAAAAGUAGAUAACUGGGGAACUUUCUUUCUUCAGAGAUUACAACAGCUUUAUUUUGAAGAAGAAUUACUUGAUCUUACAAUCAAAUUUCCCACUAGUGAUAUCACUGUUCAGGCUCAUCGUUUAGUAAUAACAACAUGCACAGAUUAUUUUAUGCAACUUGAACGUGAGCAAAAAGAAAAGGAUGAAAAUUUUGAUGGAAUAAUCAUUAUGCCACCAGAUAUGCCAUAUGAAUGUGUAAAAUCAAUUAUAAGCUUUAUGUACACUGGUCAGUUAGAAUAUUGGACUUCAGAGCAACAUGCUUUGUAUCGUACAGCACAGAAAAUGAAUAUGACAGUUUUAACUAAAUUACUUGAUGCACAAUUUAACACUGCUCCUUUACAAAAUGAACAAUCAAUGAAGUGUAAUACACGAUCAGUUAUAGCAGUUUCAAAGCCUUCAACACCUAGCACAAAACCAACAAUUACUUCCACUCCAUCAGGACUUUCAAAUCAGCCAUUACCAGGUAGAAAACUUCCUAUUUGGAAAAGAAAAUUAGAUACAUCACAAAAUAUGUCAUCACUUAAUUAUGAAAUGCGAACAUUCCAUGGAAUGCCAUCAACAAAUAGACCUACAGAAGUAACUCCUGGACCUUCUCGAUUUGAUCUCCCUGAAGCUGAAGAAUUUGCACUUGGAGUGUUUUCAUCAUUUGAUGAUAUUACAUAUAAUACAAAACCUAUUGUUCAAGCUCCAGACAAAUAUAAAAGAGAUAAUUCGCCUAGUGGCAAAUGUUCUCCAGAUAGAGAAAGUAAAAAUGAUACAACUGAAGACGAAGAAGAUGAAGGUCAUUCAAAUGAGAAAGGUUUAAAAGAAAUGAAUUCAGAUGAUGAUUGGUCUGUGACUAGAUCUUUCCAAAGAGGCCAGGAUACACAACCUUCGCCAUCUAAGAGAGUACGAUUUGAUCUCGAAGAAAAAGAGAAUAUGGAGAAGGGAAAAUCAUCUUACAGAACAAAUUCAGAAGAUGCGAUAAAUAAUCAUGCGAAAAUUAUUCGAGAAGUAUUGAAAAAAUAUCCUCAUUUAGUAAAAAAUAAUAAGAAUAUACGUUUGAAAAUCAUGCAAAAAGAAGCAAAAUCUUCGGACAGUAAUUCAGCAAAUAAAACAAAAGUUUCUUAUGUAGUUUUAAAAUCUGAUCAUUUGAUGUCAAGUAAUAAUAGCGAUGAAACCGAGUCAAAGAGUAAUGGAAGUGUGGAUGGUGGCGAAACUGGUCCUUGGAAAUGUAACAAAUGUGAUUUAGAAGAGGAAUAUACAAAUUAUUAUAUGUAUAGAAGGCACAUGCAAGAUGUACAUGAAGAAAAAUUCGAUCCGCGAGUUUGUGAACACUGUGGCUAUAAAGCAACUAAACGAAACAUUUUAAUGUAUCAUCUUUACACGAAACACAACGUGCCUCCUCCAAAAAGUAUGUGUUUCCCGAAAUGUCAAGCAUGUUCUUAUGUGGCACUUUCGGAGACAUUAUUGGUAAGACAUCAAAUCAAUCAUAAUCAUCGACCAACAUCACGUCAACAUUCGUCAACAGUUGAGGAAAUUCAAUGCAUGCAGUGUUCACAGACCUUCAAAGACGUUACUGAAUUAACAACUCAUGAAAUUAACACAGGUCAUGGAAAUUUGUCAGAUGGCAAAGAAAAGGGUCAUCGUUGUACUCAUUGUGGUAAAGUUUUCGUACGAGCUACCAAUUUACAAGUUCAUCUCGAUUGCGUGCAUAAGGAUUUGCGGGAUUCUGAUACAGUAUCCAUGCCACCAAUUUCUUUAGAGCCUUCUUCAGAAGCAGAAGCUUUGAGUCAUGUGGCCAGUGGUAUAGCAGCUUCCUUAGGCGUUGGAGACGGUGUUCCGUCGGAAUCACAGGAAGUGACUUCAAAUGUAUCCGAGUAUAUGGUACCAGAAAUGCAAUUAAACAAUAUUUCGCACGAAAUAACUUACAAUACACAUGAUAUUGAUGGACAGCAUAUGAUCAUGCUUAUCGAUAAUGAACAAUAUCAGCAACAAGAGACUGAACAACAACAACAGCCACAACAAUUAAACAUUAGCGACAAUGAGCAGAUUGUAAUGCAAGGCACGGAAGAUGGAAUGAGUUAUAUUCAUGGAAACGAAGAAGUAGAACGACAAACAUAUGAGAAUUAUCAUUCAGAAGAACUUACUGAAGAGACUGAAGAGAUAGUAGAGGAAGUAGUUGAAGAAGUUGAAGAAAAAGUGAUGGAUGAAGAUAUGCAAGUUGAGCAAUCUGAAAUAUUAGAAGAAUGCAGUUCUGACCAAGUAGAAGAAGUUAUACAAUAUGUAGAAGAACAGACAGAAAUAGUGGAAUAUGAUGAGCAAUGUAGCGAACAGAGUAACAGUGUAGGAGAACCUCAGGAAUCGGUUAUGAUAAUUGAAGAAGAACAUGUCGAGGGAGAGCAAGUGGAAAAAAAUGAUACGCAAAAUAAAACGAGAAGCUUUGCUGAAUGGGACGAGGAUAGCAGAGAAUUAGCUGAAUCAUAAAUAAUAAUAAUAUUAUUACAUUAGCUUUGUCAUUUUUUAUGUUUCAUCAAUAUCUACUAACAAACGACACGUUUCGGUUGCAUUUCAUUCUGCUUCUUUGUUCGAUUUCUGUAUAGUAGAUGAUUGAAAAUCGCUAUAUAUGCAGAUACAAAUGAAAUGAUGUAAAUGAUUUAUUUUACUUUUAAAGAAUUUAUCAUUAAACAAAACUAUCAUGCGAAAUAAUGUUUUAAUUAAUUUGUGCAAAUUGAUUUUAACUUUAACAUCUAUAACAAUAUACAAUGUAUAUACAGCUUGGAAGAAUAUGUAUACAUAUAUACAUAUAAUUAUAUUCAAUGGCUAGAGAUUGAUUUAAUGAUUAUAUUUGCAAAGAAAAGAAAGAAAGAGAAAAAAAGAGCUAUUUAUAAAUUCUUAAUUUCUACAUAAUUGUAACUUCCAAUUCUUUUAAUAUAUACAAUUGCACAAAUAUGUGCCAGUGAAGAAACGUGAAAU
Messenger RNA from Apis florea (little honeybee), 3048 nucleotides. It is a transcript of the gene Cp190, whose product is annotated as centrosome-associated zinc finger protein CP190. The record is from RefSeq and is a predicted model, not a curated record. Gene Ontology annotation, cellular component: nucleus. Gene Ontology annotation, molecular function: protein binding; DNA-binding transcription factor activity, RNA polymerase II-specific; sequence-specific DNA binding. Lineage: Eukaryota; Metazoa; Arthropoda; Insecta; Hymenoptera; Apidae. Gene Ontology annotation, biological process: regulation of transcription by RNA polymerase II.